This is a messenger RNA of Eruca vesicaria subsp. sativa (arugula), 906 nucleotides long. The record is from the annotation of a GenBank genome assembly. NCBI's taxonomy places the organism in Eukaryota, Viridiplantae, Streptophyta, Magnoliopsida, Brassicales, Brassicaceae.
AUGGCGGAGGAGAAGAAAGUUGCUCCGAUUGGUGUCUGGACUGCCGUCAAGCCUUUCGUCAAUGGUGGAGCUUCCGGUAUGCUCGCAACUUGCGUUAUCCAGCCGAUUGAUAUGAUCAAGGUGAGGAUUCAACUAGGUCAGGGAUCUGCAGUGAGUGUGACCAAGAACAUGUUGAAGAAUGAUGGUAUUGGGGCUUUCUACCAGGGAUUGUCUGCUGGUUUGUUGAGGCAAGCAACUUACACCACAGCCCGUCUUGGAUCCUUCAAGAUGCUGACUGCAAAAGCAAUUGAAGCUAACGAUGGGAAGCCGCUACCUCUGUAUCAGAAGGCUCUAUGUGGUCUGACAGCUGGUGCAAUUGGUGCUUGUGUUGGUAGUCCAGCCGAUUUAGCGCUUAUCAGAAUGCAAGCUGACAACACCUUGCCGUUAGCUCAGCGCAGGAACUACACCAAUGCUUUCCAUGCGCUUUACCGUAUUAGCGCUGAUGAAGGAGUUUUAGCGCUUUGGAAAGGUUGUGGUCCCACUGUUGUCAGAGCUAUGGCUUUGAACAUGGGAAUGCUUGCUUCUUAUGAUCAAAGUGCUGAGUACAUGAGGGAUAAUCUCGGUCUUGGGGAGACUUCUACCGUUGUAGGAGCAAGUGCUGUUUCAGGUUUCUGCGCUGCGGCUUGCAGUCUUCCAUUUGACUUUGUUAAAACUCAGAUCCAGAAAAUGCAACCUGACGCUCAGGGGAAGUAUCCAUACACGGGUUCGCUCGACUGUGCAAUGCAAACUUUGAAAUCAGGAGGACCUCUGAAAUUCUAUACAGAUGACAUGGAUCUUCCUGAACCAGAUUACAAAGUUUCAAAAGACCAUUGGUCUGUAAGCUUCAAGCUUUGUGAAAUGCGCGCCGAGAAUAAAGAUGAGAACUAA